GGCCAUCGUCCCAUGGAGAGCGGGUCACCCCACACUGGCUCCUCAAGGGCCGUACCAGACGAGCCAUCAGCCUGGAGGAAAAGGUGCCGGCGCCUGCCCGGGCAAAGGUGGCCGUGAUGGCUGAGGGCAGAGAGCUCAUCCUGGUGCUGGAGAGGAACCAGCUGCUUGCGCCGGGCUACACCGAGACGCACUACGCCGCGGACGGGAAGCCCGUGACGGUGGCCCCCAACCACACGGACCACUGCUACUACCACGGGCACUGAGAGCACCACAGGAGCCAUCGGGGGCUGCUCUCCAUUGCCAGGGGCCUGAUAGUGCUGAGCAGCAACGCCAGCUACUACCUGAAACCCCUGGGGACCCCCGAGCCGGGCCACCACGUCAUCCACCGAGCAGAACACUUGCCCAUCCGAGGUGGGACCUGCGGCCACGGCGACGAUUUCGGGAGCACCAUUGCUGACAUCGCUCAGCUCUUCCAGCCAGUGCACCACCGGGCGAAGAGAGAUGCUUGGAGGACCAUGAAGUACAUGGAGCUCUUCAUUGUUGCUGAUCACACACUGUACAGAAACCAGAACCUCAACCUGGGCCACACCAAGCAGCGCAUCGUGGAGAUCGCAAACUACGUGGACAAGUUUUACAGGUCACUGAAUAUCAAGGUGGCCCUGAUUGGCCUGGAGGUGUGGACGGAGCGGGACCAGUGUGCCGUCACCAGCGAUGCCAAUGCCACGCUCUGGUCCUUCCUGCAGUGGAAGAAGGCGCUGAGGUCACGCAAGAAGCACGACAACGCCCAGCUGCUGACAGGGAAGACGUUCAGGGGGACAACCAUUGGCAUGGCCCCGCUGGAGGGCAUGUGCAGUGCGGAUAACUCCGGAGGUGUCAGCGUGGACCACUCGGAGCAGCCCAUCGGAGCAGCCGCCACUAUGGCCCACGAAAUCGGCCACAAUUUCGGCAUGAGCCACGAUAGCGCGGGCUGCUGCGUGGAGGCCACCCCGGAGCAAGGUGGCUGUGUCAUGGCAGCGGCCACCGGCCACCCCUUCCCUCGCGUGUUCAGCUCCUGCAGCAAGAGGCAGCUGGAGAACUACUUCCAGAAGGGAGGUGGCAUGUGUCUCUUCAAUCUACCCGACACCAAGGACCUGGUGGUGGGACGGAAAUGUGGCAACGGCUUUCUGGAGGAAGGAGAAGACUGUGACUGCGGGGAGGUGGAGGAGUGCACCAACCCGUGCUGCAAUGCACACAACUGCACAUUGAAGGUGGGGGCCCAGUGUGCCCACGGCGACUGCUGCCAGAACUGCAAGCUGAAGGUGGCUGGGACAAUCUGCAGGGAAGCAGCGGGAUCCUGCGACCUCCCCGAAUACUGCACGGGUGCCUCACCCUACUGCCCAGCCAAUGUAUACCUGCUGGAUGGCUCAUCCUGCGCCUAUGGCGAGGCUUACUGCAACAACGGCAUGUGCAUGACCCACCACCAGCAAUGCGUCCAGCUCUGGGGACCAGGUGCCUGGCCGGCCCCGGACGCCUGUUUCCAGGACGUGAACAUGGCCGGCAACACCUACGGCAACUGCGGCAAAGACAGCCAAGGGCGUUACGUCAAAUGUGACAAGAGGGAUGCUAUGUGUGGCAAGAUCCAGUGCCAGAGCUCAGCUAAGAAGCCCCAGGGGACCAACACUGUCUCCAUCGACACCACCAUCCGCUUCAAUGGGCGGGAGGUGAAGUGCCGAGGCACCUACAUGUACACCGCAAAGGACGAUGAGGAAGACCUCUCCGACCCAGGGCUGGUGAUGACAGGGACGAAAUGCGGAGAUGGGAUGGUUUGCAAAGAUCGCCGGUGCCAGAAUGCCUCCCUUUUUGAGCUGGAGAAGUGCGUUUCCCGGUGCAACGGCCAUGGG
Molecule: messenger RNA, 1880 nt
Organism: Fulmarus glacialis (Northern fulmar)
Lineage: Eukaryota; Metazoa; Chordata; Aves; Procellariiformes; Procellariidae
Product: disintegrin and metalloproteinase domain-containing protein 33-like
Exons: 16
Biological process (GO): proteolysis
Molecular function (GO): metalloendopeptidase activity
Source: RefSeq, a predicted model, not a curated record